Chondrus crispus (carragheen) is the source of this 444-nucleotide messenger RNA. RefSeq lists its product as hypothetical. NCBI's taxonomy places the organism in Eukaryota, Rhodophyta, Florideophyceae, Gigartinales, Gigartinaceae. The transcript has 2 exons. The record is from RefSeq and is a predicted model, not a curated record. The coding region runs from base 1 to 342 and encodes 113 amino acids. Gene Ontology annotation, molecular function: protein binding.
AUGAGUGGGGACGGAAGACGUGUGGUAUCUGGAUCCGUGGACGAGAGCGUGCGUGUGUGGGACGUGGAGAGAGGGAUCACACUUUACAUCGGGAGGGUAGAGGAUUUGGGAGAAAUCAAGAGUCGGUUCCUGACGACGCCAGAAUUGGGUACUGCUUCUCACGCCGGACGAAGAUCACAAAUAUUUUCAAAGGAGGGAGGAAUUAUUCAAAGGCGAGAGGAUGGGUCUGAGGCUGUCUUGGCACAGUUGGACAAUCCAGGAGACUUGCAGAUAGACCACGAUCACGGGGUCGCAGUAGCAAGGUUGGGUCAUCUAGUUGCUAUCAUGAAGCUAGUGGUGUAAAUUCGGAAAGCGAUGGACGCUUGGUGCCCGAGACAUCAGUACUGCGUUGCAACUGUGCGCGGUGGUACCCUUCAUACUGGCUUAAUUUGGAACACUUUCGAU